Molecule: messenger RNA, 962 nt
Organism: Mustela lutreola (European mink)
Lineage: Eukaryota; Metazoa; Chordata; Mammalia; Carnivora; Mustelidae
Product: NEDD8-conjugating enzyme UBE2F-like
Exons: 1
Coding region: 145-702 (185 amino acids)
Biological process (GO): protein neddylation
Cellular component (GO): nucleus
Molecular function (GO): NEDD8 transferase activity
Source: RefSeq, a predicted model, not a curated record
GGGCCCCGCUACUUCCGGUCCCGCCGCCCGGAGCCGGUGCAGCUGUGAGGGGCCGUGUGUCGCUGCCGCUGGCCGGCCGGGCAUGGUGUUGGGUGCCGGGCCCGCCUCGCCUGUCUCGGGGUGCCCUGGGUAAAGGCAGCAGUAAUGCUGACGCCGGCAAGCAAACUGAAGCGGGAGGACGGUCUCAAAGGGUCCCGGACAUCAGCCACGGCCUCCGACUCCACUCGGAGCGUGUCUGUGAGAGACAGGCUGCUUGUUAAAGAGGUUGCGGAGCUUGAAGCUAAUUUACCGUGUACAUGUAAGGUGCAUUUUCCUGAUCCAAACAAGCUACAUUGCUUUCAGCUAACUGUAACCCCAGAUGAGGGUUACUACCAGGGUGGAAAAUUUCAGUUUGAAACUGAAGUUCCUGAUGCAUACAACAUGGUGCCUCCCAAAGUGAAAUGCCUGACCAGGAUCUGGCACCCCAACAUCACAGAGACAGGCGAAAUAUGUCUAAGUUUACUGAGAGAACAUUCGAUUGACGGCACUGGCUGGGCUCCCACAAGGACAUUAAAGGAUGUUGUUUGGGGAUUAAACUCUUUGUUUACUGAUCUUUUGAAUUUUGAUGAUCCACUGAAUAUUGAGGCUGCAGAGCAUCAUUUGAGGGACAAGGAGGACUUCCAGAAUAAAGUGGAAGACUACAUGAAGCGUUAUGCCAGAUGAUAGGAGGAGGAGACGGUGGGGCUGUGGACUGUGUGUAGGCUUUUCUCCAACCUCAUCCAAGAGGGAGCUCCCCCUCCCCAGUCCUCGUGCUCCCCUCAGACCCACAGGGUCAUCCACAUCCUGUGACCAUGCUGUCCCAAGGAAGAACCUCUUCACGAUUGCCCAUUGUAGAUGGAGAGUCCUACAUAAAUACAGCAAGAAAAUGUGUUUGGGGUUCUAAAGAGUUGUCUGCUUCCCUUAACAUGUUUACUUUUUGGAAA